Molecule: messenger RNA, 1704 nt
Organism: Gossypium raimondii (Peruvian cotton)
Lineage: Eukaryota; Viridiplantae; Streptophyta; Magnoliopsida; Malvales; Malvaceae
Product: serine carboxypeptidase-like
Exons: 8
Coding region: 49-1563 (504 amino acids)
Biological process (GO): proteolysis
Cellular component (GO): vacuole
Molecular function (GO): serine-type carboxypeptidase activity
Source: RefSeq, a predicted model, not a curated record
AGCAAUCUCCCAAAAAAGAUUAAGACCCCACAAAGAAAGAGAAAAGAAAUGGCCUCAACUUUCUUUGAAAAACUCAUUUUGCUUUCACUUUUUUUGCUGGUUUCACCAUUGUUGGCCAAGGCUGUUUCACCAUGGAAAACCCAACUUCACUCAUCUCCCACUGCAAAAAUACAAGCAGAAAAGCUCAUACGAGGGCUUAAUUUGUUCCCAAGACAUGCUGCUAAUGAAGGUGUCAAUGAAGACCUUACAAAUGAGCCUUCAAAGAUUGUUGAAAAGCAAUUCAAAUUCCCAGUUAUUGAUGCUCCUGGUCCUUCUAUUCAAAAUUUUGCUCACCAUGCUGGAUACUAUAAGCUUCCACAUUCUAAAUCUGCAAGGAUGUUUUACUUUUUCUUCGAAUCCCGGAACAGCAAGAAGGACCCUGUGGUGAUUUGGCUGACUGGAGGUCCAGGAUGCAGCAGUGAAUUGGCAUUGUUUUAUGAAAAUGGCCCUUUCCAUCUAGCUAAAAACUUGUCACUUUUAUGGAAUGACUAUGGCUGGGACAAGGCAUCGAACAUUCUGUUUGUAGAUCAGCCGAUUGGAACCGGUUUCAGUUACACUUCAGAUGAUACCGACAUUCGUCAUGAUGAAAACGGUGUCAGCAAUGAUUUGUACGACUUUUUGCAGGCCUUUUUCAAGCAGCAUCCUCAGUAUGUUAAGAAUGACUUUUACAUAACCGGAGAAUCGUAUGCCGGGCAUUAUAUUCCGGCUUUCGCCGUUCGAGUUCACCAAGGAAACAAAGCAAAGCGGGGAAUUCAUAUCAACCUUAAGGGUUUCGCCAUCGGUAAUGGCCUAACGAAUCCCGAAAUUCAGUAUCAAGCAUACCCAGAUUUUGCUUUGAACUCAAGUCUGAUUUCACAAUCUGAUUAUGUCAAUAUCAAGAAGUUGGUUCCAUCAUGUGUGCAGGCAAUCAAAAGCUGUGGCUCCGAUGGUGGAGAUUCUUGUGUGGAUUCAUACGAAAUCUGCAACAAUGUCUUCAAUCAGAUAUUGAGGAUAGCUGGUACUGUAAAUUACUAUGACAUUAGAAAGCAGUGUGAAGGAGACAUGUGUUACGAUUUCUCGGACGUCGAGACAUUCCUGAACCUGAAAUCAGUUAGAGAAGCACUCGGGGUCGGAGACAUCGAUUUUGUCUCAUGCAGCAGCGUGGUAUACGAAGCUAUGCUUAUGGACUGGAUGAGAAACUUCGAAGUUGGUAUCCCUUCUCUCCUUGAAGAUGGCAUAAAGGUCCUCAUAUAUGCUGGAGAGUAUGACCUUAUAUGUAACUGGCUUGGGAAUUCAAAGUGGGUUCAUGCAAUGACAUGGUCCGGGCAGAAAGGUUUCAGUUCAUCCCCUAUUGUUCCGUUUGUUGUCGAUGGUGUAGAAGCCGGGAAACUGAAAACCCAUGGUCCUCUCACUUUCCUCAAGGUCCAUGAUGCUGGUCACAUGGUUCCAAUGGAUCAACCAAAGGCUUCAUUACAGAUGUUGCAGAAAUGGAUGCAUGGGGAAAUAGCCUCCUCUGAAACAGCCGAGAGGAUUGCUCCUAAAUAGUGAACCCCACAAGUUAUUCACACAGUUCCCUCAUCAUUGUGGAUUAAAUGCACUGUUACAGCUUGUGUCAUUGUUCUUCACAGUCCACUCCAUUGUGGCAUACAUAACAUUAACAAAGAAAGUUUGCAUUGACUGAUCAAA